CGCUCUCUCAUUUCUUCAUCUUUUUCCCGGGAUUUUCAACAAAACCAGAAACCAUUUGUUGUUUCCGGCGCAGUUUCCCGGCGACAACUCAUCCAUCUCCCUUUCCUGGUCGUGCACGGAUCCAUCUCCACAUGGAUCUGAAUCUGAUCGGAUCUCCUUUCACUUUCCAGCAACAUUACUCCAGUUUGAAACGCCAUCUUCUUAGCUAAUUCGUUCCUUUGUUCUUUGUUCUUGUUCAAAGUUUUCUUAAACAUGUAUCCAUUUUUGAUAGAUACUGCAUUUUUUUUUCUCUUAGAUUCAUAAGCUCCAAUCUCGAUCUGAAACUGUUUUCUCCUAAUCUUGAUUUUGCAAACAGUCUUGUUUAGGAUAAAUUCUUCUUCAACGGAGUUUUCCGAUAUUCAUCCCGUUUUCCAGAGGACUUUGGUUUAAGUGUAUAGGAAGUGCAGAGAGAUGACAUCGGGAAUAAGGAUGCCAACAUGGAAGGAGAGGGAGAACAACAAGAAAAGGGAGAGGAGACGGAGAGCGAUAGCCGCAAAAAUCUUCGCAGGUCUCCGGAUGUACGGAAAUUUCAAGCUCCCCAAACACUGCGAUAACAAUGAGGUCCUCAAAGCUCUCUGCAACGACGCCGAUCAAUUCACUUCCAUGUUAAUCUUAGGAAGCCUAAUCGUUAAAAUUUUGGAGGCAAACGAAUAUGAUUUUUCCGGCAAAUAACUUUAAACAUCUGAUAUCUGCUGAUCGAAAUCAUUAGCGGAACAAUAUCACGAAACCGAUGAACUAUACCACCUUCAAUUUGCGUUCAGUGCUAAAUCAACCCUUUUCUCUUUAUUCUUGUUUGUGGGGCGUAUAUUAGCUGAGAAAAGCGUUCUUUGCUAAAAUGUGCAUGUGGUACUGGAGAAUUGUAGUGGCAGUGGCAGAUCAGCUUCUAACUUGCGCGUCUGGUAGCGCCAACAUAACACCGGAAGUUACGGUUUUUAGCUGACCGGAACCGUCCAUGAGGAUUAGAUCCUUUUGGUGCUUUUCUCUUUUUCUCUUUCCGUUUCUUUGGUUUUUUCCUCUGGGUGGUGUGCGUUAAAUCUGGUCAGAAAUGUCCUUUUACUCCUCUUCCUCGCGGUGCGUCAGAUCUGGACCGCAGUCAGCACUGGGUUUUCCUCUCUCUCUUUGUUUUACCAAGCACUUUAUGGUGAUAGUGUAAAAGCACCAAAGAUUCUUUGGUUGGUGAGAAGCAUAAUAGCAGCAGCGUCCAUCAUGAGAACAUGUAUUAGUGUCAUAGAUCUCGAGAAGACAAAAGUACCCAUUAAUAAUUCUCCACGUUAAAAGCGAUGGGUAUAUUUUAAUUACUCAACUAGGUAAGCAAGUUGAUUUUUCAGGUAUAGUAUUAUGUUGAUUUAAUGCCAGUAGUACGGUUUAUGGGGCUGCAGUUUGUGAGGGAGAAGUUGAGGCAGUUAUCAUUCUAAAAUUUAGAGUUAAGUAACUUCUCACAUGCUUAACAAAUUGAGAAAUUUUUUAAGCAUCUGAAUCUGGAGGUGCAUUGUUGGUUAGAUAUCCGUAAAGGAAGGUUUAAGUGAGAGUAGUUUGAGAGGGGAAAUCUGUGAUUGACCUAUGAAACCAAGAAAUAAGGGUGUUUUGU
This is a messenger RNA of Rubroshorea leprosula, 1627 nucleotides long. The record is from the annotation of a GenBank genome assembly. Lineage: Eukaryota; Viridiplantae; Streptophyta; Magnoliopsida; Malvales; Dipterocarpaceae.